Molecule: messenger RNA, 4185 nt
Organism: Periophthalmus magnuspinnatus
Lineage: Eukaryota; Metazoa; Chordata; Actinopteri; Gobiiformes; Gobiidae
Gene: nelfcd
Product: negative elongation factor complex member C/D
Exons: 15
Coding region: 147-1889 (580 amino acids)
Biological process (GO): negative regulation of transcription elongation by RNA polymerase II
Cellular component (GO): NELF complex; nucleus
Molecular function (GO): RNA binding
Source: RefSeq, a predicted model, not a curated record
GGUCUUUGCGUCAGUGCGUCGCCAUUUUCACGAUUGUUGUUAGCAUGUAUGCUGCGGGAGCUAGGCUACACAGCAUUUAUUUACCUAAAUCUAUACUUUAAUUUAAGAUAUUUUAUUGUAGUUAUUUCGGAUAAUUUUGCAGCAGAAUGGACGAUGAAUAUUACGGCGGAGGCGGCGGAGGAGGAGCGGAUUGGGAGGGCCCCGAUGGCGGCAUGGAGGAUGGUUACGUUGAUGAUGGCAAAAUUCAGGAAGCGUGUCUUGAAAAAUUCUCCAGCAGAGACUACAUCAUGGAACCAGCAAUUUUUAACACUUUGAAAAUGUAUUUCCAGGCUGGUGGGUCUCCAGAACACGUCAUCCAGCUCCUCUCUGAAAACUACUCUGCUGUGGCUCAAACUGUGAAUCUUCUAGCUGAGUGGCUCAUUCAGAUGGGUGUGGAGCCGGCACAGGUGCAGGAGCGAGUCGAAAACCACUUGAAGAGUCUCCUUAUAAAACACUUUGACCCACAGAAAGCAGACUCCAUUUUCACAGUGGAGGGAGAGACCCCUGCGUGGCUGGAGCAGAUGAUUGCUCACACCACAUGGAGAGAUCUCUUUUACAAACUGGCAGAGGCUCAUCCAGACUGCCUCAUGCUCAACUUCACAGUCAAGUUGAUUUCAGACGCAGGGUACCAGGGCGAGAUCACGUCUGUGUCCACAGCCUGUCAGCAGCUGGAGGUGUUUUCUCGAGUGCUCCGGACGUCUCUGUCAACGUUGCUCGACGGAGGAGAGGAGAACCUCGAGAAGAACCUGCCCGAGUUUGCUAAAAUGGUGUGUCAUGGGGAGCACACGUACCUCUUUGCUCAGGCCAUGAUGUCGAUUCUGGCCCAGGAGGAGCAGGGCGGCUCGGCUGUGCGCAGGAUUGGCCAGGAGGUCCAGAAGUCUGCUCAUGAGAGAGGACACGAUGCCAGUCAGAUCACCUUGGCCCUGGGCACAGCGGCGGCGUAUCCUCGCGCCUGCCAGGCUCUGGGCGCCAUGUUGUCCAAAGGAGCUCUGAAUCCAGCCGACAUCACUGUGCUCUUCAAAAUGUUCAGCAGCAUGGACCCGCCUCCUGUCGAACUGAUCAGGGUUCCUGCCUUUUUGGACCUCUUCAUGCAGUCUCUGUUUAAACCCGGGUCAAAAAUCAACCAGGACCAUAAGCACAAAUACAUCCACAUUUUGGCUUACGCAGCCAGUGUCGUCGAAACAUGGAAGAAGAACAAGCGCGUGAACAUAAACAAAGAUGAGUUGAAGUCCACGUCCAAAGCCAUAGAGACGGUUCAUAAUUUGUGCUGUAAUGAAAACAAAGGAGCGACGGAGCUGGUGGCAGAGCUGGGCACUCUGUAUCAGUGCAUACGUUUCCCAGUUGUGGCGAUGGGCGUGUUGAAGUGGGUGGACUGGACUGUAUCAGAGCCGAGGUAUUUUCAGCUGCAGACGGAUCACACUCCAGUUCAUUUGGCUCUGCUCGACGAGAUCUGCACGUGUCACCAGCUGCUUCAUCCUCAGGUCCUUCAGCUCCUCAUUAAACUGUUUGAGACCGAACACUCACAACUCGACGUCAUGGAGCAGAUGGAGCUGAAGAAGACUCUCUUGGAUCGUAUGGUUCACCUCCUCAGUCGCGGUUACGUUCUUCCAGUCGUCGGCUACAUCAGGAAAUGCCUCGAGAAACUCAACACAGACAUCUCCCUCAUCAGAUACUUCGUCACAGAGGUUUUGGACGUUAUUGCUCCUCCUUACACCUCAGACUUCGUGCAGUUGUUUUUGCCAAUUCUGGAGAACGACAGCAUCGCAGGAACCAUCAGAGCCGAGGGCGAGCACGACCCCGUGGCAGAGUUUAUCGCUCACUGUAAAUCUAACUUCAUCAUGAUCAACUGAUAACAUCUUUGGAGAACAUUUACUUAAACCACAGACCAAAGACUUGGCUGGUCUAGACUCAAAACAAGAUCCGGUCUGGACUAGAGACUUGGAUCAAAUCUCAUCAGCUGAAUGGGGAAAUAUCCAGAGAGAAUUUCUGUCUGGUGCUGGAGGUUAUAGCUUGAUACUUAAGAGCAGCUAAGUGUGUUUACCACAUGUAUAUUUGAUUUUCUAUGUUAUAUAUUGAUUUAUAUUGUUUUAAUAAAUAUGAUAAUAUGGCCACACUGUAGAGACCCUGAGCCUUAGAGAGAAAAUCAGGUCCAUCGAGUUGCAUAAUGCAUUUUCUGAUUGAACGAAACAGCGGCUUAAGCAUGGAGGUUAACAGUGGUGGAACGUUACGAAGUAAAAGUAGUAAAGUACUGUACUUAAGUAAAGUACAGAUAUCUUAAAUUUAUACUUAAGUAGAUUUUAAAGUGGAUACUUUUUACUUUUACUUCACUACAUUUGAGAGCAGGUAUCUGUACUUUCUACUCUACUACAUUUUUGAACUGGACUGAAAAGCAAAAGUAUUUUUAUUAUUGUUUGAGAUCGGCUGAAAAGGGUGACGGUUUAUUUUUUAUCAAGGUCACAAUUUGAGCAAACAAAAAUAUACAAAUAAAAACGGCUAAAGAAAAAAAAAAACUAUAAUUUCUUAACAAAAUUCAGCACAAAUCUUUAUUUUGCAUAUAUUUUGAGGUCUUGUAAGGGUUCAAAUUUUAAUACUUUUACUUCAUCAUUUUUAAGCAGGUACUUUAAAAUGUUUACUUAAGUAGAUUUUUUUCAUGUGAUAUUUUUACUAGAGUAUUUUUUUGCUCCAGUAUUUGUACUUUUACUUAAGUAACAAAAUUGAGUACUUCUUCCACCACUGCUACAAAACAGCAUGGUCACAGGCAAACAAAGCGGUCAACGGAAAAAUGCAGCUCCCCAGUGUUUCCCCUCUUUCAGACAACAGGAAAACCGAUGCCUUUGAAACUACUUGCACCUUCACUUUUGCCCAUGUGACCCCCCCCAUGUCUCCCUUACGCAUUGCCAUAGCAACCAGUCACACGUUUUUAAAAGAUUGAACAAAGGCUGAAUGAUUUUUGGAUGUUAUUUUCUGACAAAUAUUGCAAUUAGAAAUGCAAAAUAAAUUGUGAUUUUUAAAACAUAAUUUAUUUGCAAUACAUAUUUUAAACAUGACCCAGUGCAAUAGCGUUUGAGGAAAUUGAAAUAUGAAAAUACAAGAACCACAUGUAUUUCAGAACAUAUUUGUAGACGUCUAAGGUUUUUAGACAGAAUAUUUUGUUUACUCAAAAAAUUAGAGUUUACACUUUGCUAAUGGAAACUUUAGUACAAUUUUCUUGGGAGCCAUCAUGCAACCCAAGUUUGAAAUAUAUAAAAUUCUUAUUUUUCUGCAUAUCUGUAACAAGAAAAAAAAACACUUGGGGAUAAAUCAAAGCAAUUCUUAUGUAUUAGCUAAAUAUAUGUCUAAAUACAAGAAUGAUCCAAAACAUUAUGACCAUAGUUUUGUGACAUUUUAGUUGAUACUUUGCAGUGACAUCACACUGGGGGUCUUCUACAUCUAUCUGUAUGGUGGAAUGUCCUGUUACAUUAGCAAACGCAGCUAAAAAGGUUUUAAGAUUAGUUUGAGCAUUCAUGGUCUUCUGGUGUUUGAUUUUCAACAAAAGUUUAGAGAUUAACUAAACAACUGUUGGCUAAUGCUAGCUAGCUUGUGACUGUAAUGUUAUUUGAGAAGGAUUUGUUUAAAGCAUAAAUCAACUCACCUGUUGUAGUUCAGCUAAAUCAGUUCUUUGUGGUCAGAUUGUGUUAAAACUAAAAUCAGAUUAAAGUCUUAACAAGUCUCAGAUAGAGCAGUGCUUACUGUUAGCAUUGCACCCCCAGGGAUGUUGAUAACAUCAGCUGCAAAGGAUCAGUAAACUAAGAGCAAGUUAACAUUUUGUCCUGAAGUUGAUCUGUUAGAAGCAGAGAAACUGGGUGAAAAUGUUUGCAGUGGACUGUAUCAAUCGGGUGCUUUAGUCCUGGUUAGUCUCUGGUUUGACCUGGUUGAGACCUGGUCCAGACCUUGGUUAGACUAACCAAGGUCUGGACCAGGCCUUGGUUAGUCCUGACCUAGUCCUGUUUUAUUCUGGGUCAGAUUUAGGGUAGCCCUCAAUAAGACCUGGUUUAGAGCAGCUUUUGUGGAUUAUCCCUGACCUGCAGUGGCCUGUAGCUAUCAAAAGUGGUUUAAGGAAUCUCAAAUCAAGUUAGUGCUGGUCCAACAUCCCAUUUUAUCAUUUUU